Messenger RNA from Cryptomeria japonica (Japanese cedar), 4494 nucleotides. RefSeq names its product kinesin-like protein KIN-5D. The transcript has 24 exons. Lineage: Eukaryota; Viridiplantae; Streptophyta; Pinopsida; Cupressales; Cupressaceae. The record is from RefSeq and is a predicted model, not a curated record. Gene Ontology annotation, molecular function: plus-end-directed microtubule motor activity; ATP binding; microtubule binding. Gene Ontology annotation, biological process: microtubule-based movement. The coding region runs from base 646 to 3831 and encodes 1061 amino acids.
AUCGUUUUAAAUUUUUGCAGAAGUUUAGUCUAACUUUUAGUGUUGGAGAAGAAAACUUGUGAAGCUUUGGUUUCACGGGUUGAGAAGCUCUUAUAUGUAUGGGAAAUUAGGGGAAAUGAUGCUAAACUUAGCUCCGGGUUUGUUUUGCCAUGUUUGAAAGUGUUUUAGUGUUUAUCGUCAUAUGUAGAAGAAAUUUUACGAGAUUUAGCGUUACUGCAGUUAUUUAAUCGGGUUACCGUCAGGUUUGGGGGAAAUAUUUGUCGCAUAUAGUGCUGGAAGCAUUUAGUUGUCGUUAAAAAGGGCAUAUUGUGAGUUUGCCGGCCAUCCUUUCCAUUUGCUGAGCUUCUUGUCCUGGAAAUUGUGCAAAGAAAGGAAGCUCCUCACUGUUACUUCAAAGGGGUUUUGGGAUCAAACACAUUUACUGAACAGCAAAACUCCGAUGUUGCCCUGGCCAUUUGCAUAUUUUGCUGUGCAUUUUCUCUUUUGACAGAGUAGCAUCGGCGUUCUUGUGGAGUAAUAGCAAUUUGUGGGUAUUUUCCAUUAUUUGUAUAUAUUCAAGCUGUGGGGUUCUGGAUGCAUAUCAGAAUUUGAGGAAAGGAAAUCUUGAGCUGCUUCUGCGAAACUUCUGUAAAGAGCGCAUUUGUCAUGGACAACAUGUAUUAUACUCCACAACAUACUAGGAAAUCCUUUGUAUCUCCAUCCCCUUCACAGACCCCAAGAUCAGAGAGAGGAAGGGCUCACAGGAGUGAAACCAGAGAAUCCAGAGUUGUAGAGGACCUUUCCAAUAGAUUUGACAAGGAGAAAGGAGUCAACGUGCAAGUGCUCUUAAGAUGCAGACCAUUUAAUGAAGAUGAGUUGAGGGCUAAUGCCCCACAGGUUAUAUCCUGCAAUGAGCAGAGACGAGAAGUUACUGUUUAUCAAAGUGUAGCCAGCAAACUAACUGACCGGACCUUUACUUUUGACAAGGUUUUUGGUCCUAAGGCACAACAGAGAACCCUAUAUGAUCAGGCUAUAGCUCCCAUUGUUAAUGAAGUCCUUGAUGGGUAUAACUGCACCAUUUUUGCCUAUGGCCAGACAGGCACGGGAAAAACAUAUACCAUGGAAGGAGCAGGAAGGAAAACAAAGAGUGGAGAUCUCCCCAGUGACGCCGGAGUCAUACCCAGAGCCGUCCGCCAAAUAAUUGAAACAUUGGAAUCUCAGAGUGCUGAAUACAGUAUGAAAGUCACAUUCCUGGAGCUAUACAAUGAAGAAAUUACGGAUUUAUUGGCAACCGAGGACUCUCCUAAGCACUUUGAUGACAAAUCAAAAAAGUCAAUCACUCUCUUGGAAGAUGGUAAAGGUGGAGUGCUGGUGAGAGGCCUGGAAGAAGAGAUUGUAUAUAGUGCAAAUGAGAUAUAUAAUCUGAUAGAAAGAGGAUCUUCCAAGAGGCGCACUGCAGAAACUUUGUUAAAUAAGCAGAGCAGUCGCUCACACUCCAUAUUCUCUAUUACUAUUCACAUCAAAGAAGCAACAGCAGAGGGGGAGGAGCUUAUUAGAUGUGGAAAGCUUAAUCUUGUAGAUCUGGCUGGAUCAGAAAAUAUAUCACGUUCUGGUGCCAGAGAGGGUAGAGCAAGGGAAGCAGGGGAGAUCAAUAAGAGCCUGCUUACACUUGGCCGUGUGAUCACUGCACUUGUAGAGCAUUUAGGUCAUGUGCCUUACAGAGAUAGCAAACUAACAAGGUUAUUGAGAGACUCUCUUGGUGGAAAAACAAAGACUUGCAUAAUUGCUACGGUAUCCCCAUCGGUCCAUUGCCUCGAAGAAACUCUUAGCACACUAGAUUAUGCUUAUCGUGCUAAAAACAUAAAGAACAAACCAGAGGUUAAUCAGAAAAUGAUGAAGUCUGCCUUCAUUAAAGAUCUUUAUAUGGAUAUUGAACGGCUGAAACAAGAUGUGCGUGCUGCAAGGGAGAAGAAUGGUGUUUAUCUUCCAAGAGAUCGCUUUAUACAGGAAGAAGCUGAAAAAAAGGCUAUGACGGAAAAGAUUGAUCGUAUGGAAUGUGAACUUGAUUCCAAGGACAAGCAAAUCAAUGAGCUACAGGAUCUCCAUAGCAUUCAGCAAAGAAUAAGUGCAGAUUUGAAAAAUAAGCUUGAGGCUACACAUAAAAGACUUGAAGAUACUGAGGAAGCCUUGAAAGAUCUCCAUGAAAAAUAUAGACAAGCUAACUGUGCACUUAAAGAAAAGGAGUUUUAUAUCUCAAAUUUGUUACAGUCAGAAAAAUCCCUUGUUGAGCAGGCAUCAGAUAUUCGAUCAGAGCUAGAAAUUGCUGCACAGGAUGUAGAUGGGUUAUUUGCCAAAAUUGAUCGCAAGAAUAAAAUAGAAACUGGAAACCAGAAUCUAGUUCAAACAUUUAAGUCCCAGCUAUUGCAGCAUCUGGAACUCUUGCAUAACUCUGUUGUAGAUUCAGUUUCCGAACAGAGACAACAGCUUAAAAAUACAGGAGAACAACUGCUAUCCUUUGUUUCCACUAAAAAUCAGGCUACAGAAGGAGUGAAAAAUAGGGUGGAAAGCUUGCAGACUAUAUACUGCUCUGGAGUAAAAUGCCUGCACAACUUAGUGAAUGAACUUGAUGAAAAAACGUUGGCAACUUCUGGGAGGGUUAACUUGGCUGUUAGUUCACAGGCUUCAGACCUUAAUAGUCUUCUAGAAAAUGCUGUUUCUGAGGCAAAUGCAAUUCUCUUUGAACUUCAAAGUGCUCUUGAGAAACAGGAGAAGGAAAUAGCUUCCUAUGCCCAUCAACAACAAGAGAGAUUUAAGAGAACUAUGGAGUCUACAAGAGUAGUUUCAAAAGUCACCAUUGAUUUCUUUGAGAAUCUUCACAAGAAUGCACAUACGUUACAUCAAUUUGUUGAAGAAACUCAAACAAUCCAUGACAAGAAUUUAUUGGAUCUUGAGAAAUCCUAUGAGGAGCUUGUAGCAGAGGAGGAGAAACAAACUUUGGAGAAAAUAUCUGAAAUAUUGGCAAGUUCAACGGCUAGAAAAAGCAAACUAAUGUGCACUGCUGUUCAUAACAUGCGAGAAACUACUUCAAAUAAAGCACAUGAAUUGCAAGAAGGAAUGAUGAAUAUGCAAAAUAUCACUUCGACUGCCCAAAAUGAGUGGGAUUUGUACAUCAAACAAGCCGAGGAUAAUUAUCUUGAAGAUGUGUCCUCUGUGGAAGCAGGGCACCGUUGUAUAGAAGAAAUCCUUCAAGAUUGCACUACGAAAACCACCACUGUUGGGAUACAAUGGAAGAACACACAGGUUUCUCUGCAGCAGAGGGGGAAGAGCAACGUUGAAGCAGUGGAUAAUAUUUUGAAGAAAGACAUGGAAGCUAAUCGAGUUGUUCUUGCUGAAUUGGAACACAAUGCAUCUUCGGCUCAUGUAGAAAUCGAAAAUGGAAUGGGAAGUUUGUUGUCCGACAUUAAUGAUUUAUUGAAACUAGAUCACAAUGUAUGCCAAGAUAUUCAACCUACUAUUGCUUCCAGUACGUGCAAUCUUGUUCAAAUGCAAAAUAACCACAAUACUAGGGUGGAUGAUAUAACCAAAGACACGGACACAUAUCUUGUAACAGAAUAUCUGGAAGAUCAGCCAACUUGUACAACACCAAAGAGGCGAUCUAUCUGCAUACCAAGUGUUGACUGCAUUGAAAAAUUACAAACCCCUUGCUUUGAGGAGCUAAUGCAAGCAUUUGGGGAUACAAAAUCUGAAAGACGAUUAAAAUAUGGAAAUGGAGAGGUAAAACAGUUCUAUGCAUCAUCGCCUGAUGUGACAACUGCGCGUGAAGCCAGAGCUCCCCUUUCAACCCGUAAUUGAAUGAACCAUUUUCAAUUAAGUCGCGAUAUUGAACUAAGAUAUUUAAUUGGUCUGAAAGUAAAGCUGGGUUGCUUUGCUGUAUACUAUGUUUGCUGUAUACUAUGUACAUUAUCUCCAGAACACAUGAGUUAGAAUUGAGACAAAUAUAGGGUGGUAACGCUUCAAACUUGAAGCAAUAUCUGGUGCUAACAAGUAGGUUGAAACUGCUUCACACUUGAGGCAGUUGGUGCUCGACAUAACAACUCCAGUGGGAGAUGCUGUAAUCUUAAUGAAUUCUUAUUUUGUUGGGGUCUAUAUGUAAAACAUUUUAGCAACUAUUACUUCUCAAUUAUGUUGUGAAAUUUGGUUACUCCCUUCAGUAGAAUAAUUACAUUAGUUUCUCAUGCUUUGGAUCUGCAUAUUUUUUUGUCCUGUGAAAACGUGUAACAUGGUGAGCUUUGCUGUAUACUAUGUACAUUAUCCCCAGAACACAUGAGUUAGAAUUGAGAUAAAUAGGGCGGUAAUGCUUCAGACUUGAAGCUAUCUGCUGCUAACAAAUAGGUUGAAACUGCUUCACACUUGAGGCAGUUGGUGCUCGACAUGUAACAACUCCAGUGGGAGAUGCUGUAAUCUUAAUGAAUUCAUAUUUUGUUGGGGUCUAUAUGUAAAACAUUUUGGCAACUA